CCGUUAUUCGCCGACAUGCACUUAGCCAGCAUACUUGGCAGAACUCUUGCCUUUUUUGCGUCUUUGUCGCAGGUGGCAGCGUAUGGGAGAGUCCUAAGCAAGUUGCAUCGCCCUCGUCCGGAAGACAAAACUUUUUUCCACCUGGUUUUCAGUGCUCUCACCCGAAACAGCAUCGAGGCUGACUCUGUCUAGACAUUGGCCAGCCACCACAUAAGCUUACGCCCAACUCCUAGAUGGCAUCGUUGCUUCAUACACCCACCAGUCUGGAAUCAGGACGGACAUGCACGAGACUCUGCUCUCUGACGAAAUCUUGAACAGAAUCUUGUCCUACUGUUUAUUCAUCCCUCCUGAGGUCUUCUUGCAGUUCCCAACUGAAGCCCGCGGCAAUGCACAAGCCUAUCAGACCAAAAAACGCCUGAACUACCUGCUUGUUUCAAAGCGCUGGCUCAAGAUCGCGAAGCCGCUGCUCUACACCUCUGUCAUACUCCGGAAGAACGCGCACACGAAGGCUGUCGCGGUCGUUCUCCAGGAUUGUCCCGGACUUAGCAAGAAGAUCGACACAUUGAGGCUCGAGGGCGGAUACGGCCGGGAUUUCUCGUACAUUGUCGCGGUUUCGCCCAACAUCAAGCACCUGUACUUAAACCUGGAGCUUGCGUCAAGUGAUACGAUUGCCGGGAUGCGCAAAUCUCUGACGACGAUGGAUCCGACGAACUUCUACGCGCACCAAGUCGCACUGUCCGGGCUCAGCCGCAACAAUCAGACUGUCCUCGAGCUUCGAGCCAUGAUGGAGACGUGUAUCUCGAGCCGCUGGGCCAACCUGGUGAGCCCGGCCGCUUGCAACCAUUCGUCUACUCCCACUGAUCUUCCACUGCACGUUUCCAGAAACACGUGUAUCUCUGUGACUCGUUCCCCAUGUCGCCCUCAAUGGCUACCUGCCUCCGGAAGGCCGACCGACUCGAGGAGCUUCACAUCUCGACGUCGGACGCGAGGAAAUGGUUCUCUGCGGACGUCGACGCGUCGCUUCCUCUCGCGACCAUCUUUCGCAGCCCGAACCUACAAUUCAUCCGGUGUCGCGGCUUGGCCGAGAAGGAGGAUAUCUUCGCAUGUCUCGCCUCGACCCCGUCUCUCCCCCCGGACCUCCCGCUGUUCGCCUUCGAAGCACGGCCAGGAGAGCAGGAUGAGAGCGGAAGGUACGUGAUCUGAGCCAGGCUUCAACUCGCCGGGAUCUUAUGCUUGAGUAUCUGCCAGAUAUAUUCCGGACUUGCUGGAAGCUGCGGCCCAGGAGGUGCUCGCAAGCACCUCGAUGCCCAUUAGUAGCACCGCCUAUAAUGUGCGCGUACCAUCUUACUGGCAAGGUCCGGCCCAUGCGUCUGGUUCGCGCCGUCGGCGAUAAACUCUUCGGUCUGGACGCUGCUCUUGCUUUUUUACAGGUCUCAGGGUUUUGUGUCAUCUACUUGUGUGUCGCUCGGAAGGUUCGAUAGGUUUACCAGUCGCAUUAUGAGCGUUGCUCCCACCUGUUGGAUUCGUUCGAAGUUAUGUUUUGUGAAAGCAGCCCACGGAGCUUGUUUGCCUUGUCUAGCUCUUCCAGGGUAUUAUAUUCGACUGGUGACUGUCUCACGCGCUUGUGCAUUCGUAACACGGACUGUUUUAGAAGUACUAGGACCUAAUAGAUGCUGA
Messenger RNA from Phanerochaete carnosa HHB-10118-sp, 1677 nucleotides. RefSeq lists its product as uncharacterized. Bases 281 to 1198 code for a protein of 305 amino acids. The transcript has a single exon. The record is from RefSeq and is a predicted model, not a curated record. Lineage: Eukaryota; Fungi; Basidiomycota; Agaricomycetes; Polyporales; Phanerochaetaceae.